Schizophyllum commune H4-8 is the source of this 2054-nucleotide messenger RNA. RefSeq names its product WD40 repeat-like protein. The transcript is spliced from 7 exons. The record is from RefSeq and is a predicted model, not a curated record. Gene Ontology annotation, cellular component: cell tip; cell division site; nucleus. NCBI's taxonomy places the organism in Eukaryota, Fungi, Basidiomycota, Agaricomycetes, Agaricales, Schizophyllaceae. Gene Ontology annotation, molecular function: protein binding. Gene Ontology annotation, biological process: carbon catabolite repression of transcription. The coding region runs from base 36 to 1823 and encodes 595 amino acids.
CGCUGCCGCCGCCGGCGUGCUUCUCAAGUUCGUCCAUGGAAAACGACUCGACGUUCGUGGCCCCGGAAGGCGUAUAUACCGUCACAGAGGACCACAAGCCUGCUAUCAUCGCCAACCAACCCCCAGCGACAUAUCCUACGAAGGUUCGCUCGAUCGUCGUGCGCUUCCCGGGCGCAAAGCAGGGCGCAGCACCGUUUGCACAGCUACUAGGCAACUCGAAGAAGGAUGCGAAGAGAGCAGACUAUCCGUCAACAAGCCCUCGCGAAGACGGGGUCAGCUUAUCGAGCAGCGACACCGACGAUGAACCUUCGAGCUCGCCCCCGGACGCUGUCGCUGGCAGUCCCAACAUCACCUCCCAUGAACCUCGACACCUAUUCUCCCCUGGGCGCACCACAUCGAAGAAGAAGCAGGCAUCUCGACCAAAGCACAACAUGCGCACCACGUCGAGCACCUUCGUCACCCGUAUGCAGGGUGCCGAGAGCUUGACGAAGGCCUUGCAGUCGAAGCAAGGGGAAGUAACUUUCCUGUUCUACAACCACUCGAAGACAUUCGUCUGGCUGGAGGCGGGGGCGAAGUCCAAGGAACCCUUAGCGAAGAUCACCUUCUCCGCAUACCCUACCUGCCAUGAUGUGAACGCGUUCACAGCGUCCCCAGAACACCUCGAUAUCGUCAUUGGCUUCAACACCGGGGAUCUCGUCUGGCUGGAUCCCAUUACAUCCCGCUAUGCGCGACUCAACAAGGGGGGGUUCAUCACCAACUCGCCGUGCACGGCAGUCCGUUGGGUGCCCUCCUCCCCCACCCUAUUUCUCGUCUCGCAUGCCGAUGGCACCAUCAUCGUGUACGACAAGGAGCGCGAGGAUGGCAGCUUCUCGCCGCAGGACCCCGCACGGCGCGUUUCCCCACCACCUUCCGAUGGAAGCUCGAGCAGCGGCGGCUCCUGGGACCCCAUGGGCGACAUAUUCGUCUCCAUGCCGCCUUGGCACCCGGUGUCUGCAAGCCCUGCCGCGGCGACACCGAGGCUAGACAAGGAAAAGGAGAAGGAGAAGGCCGCGAAGAACCCGGUCAGCCACUGGCGAGUUUCACGGCGAGCAGUCGUCGACUUCGUCUUCGCGCCGGACGUCAAGUACGUUGCGGUAGUCUCGGAGGAUGGCUGCUUGCGGAUUAUCGACGCGAUCUCGGAGCAAUUAGUUGAUUGCUAUGCUUCCUACUUUGGCGCAUUAACUUCCGUAGCCUGGUCUCCAGACGGCCGGUUCAUCAUUACAGGUGGUCAAGAUGAUCUGUUGACUAUCUUUUCCCCAUGGGAGCAGCGCGUAAUAGCACGCUGCCAAGGCCAUUCCUCCUUUGUCUCUGCCGUUGCUUUUGAUGAGCUGCGCUGCGAUGGGCGAACGUACCGCUUUGGUUCGGUUGGAGAAGACAACAAAUUGAUACUGUGGGAUUUCUCGAGUGGCGCGCUACAUCGACCGAAGUUUCAGGCGACACAUCAUCAACGAAUGUCAAUGUCCUCUACCGUGUCUUUAGGCUUACGGCGAGACAAGUCCGCUCUAUAUUUACCAUCACUUGGCUCCACAGGAGUCGACGGCAGCCCGUCCCCUCGAUACCAUCCAGCGCCAGCGAGAAACGACGUCGCCGUCGUGCAGCCUGUUCUGGUGAAACAUCUCGAGGGCGACCUCCUGGGACACAUCUCCUUCAUCCCCCGCUGCAUCCUCACCUCGACUCGCUCCGGGCACAUCAGGCUCUGGAUUCGACCUCUAGCGCUACGGCCACGCCACACGCGAACCGGACACAUGCGAGCUGUGACCACAGAUGUCGAGGACUUGCUAUAGCUGUGGCGGCACUUCUUCGUUGAGUCAAAGUCGCGCGCUCAAUCUUGUAUAUUUGCAGGUGUAUCGAUCUAGCCAUUGUAGUCAACUUCUUAUUUGCUUCCAUUCACCAGCGAUUUCCUACUUACUUUAUUGACUUUUGUGUAUCAUUCGCUCACUCUUCGAACUUUGACUGUCCUGGGCUGUGAUAUUUGCUUUGGUCAAGAGCAAUACCAGUUUGCCAUAUCAUCUUCC